AUGAAGAAAUUGGACACAGAUAUUACUUCAUGGAUUAUGGAGCUCCUUGUACGAAAAGAACUACACGAGCCCCUAGUCAAAAAAUUCCUUACGAAUCCACAUCUUCCCCUCGAUAACGACAAUCUCCGUUUGAAAAAGACUUUGCUUUUAAGGUCAAUCGAUUCCCAAAUAAGUGAUGGCUCUGUCUCCGAAACCAUCCUGGACUCGCUUGAGGCUAUCGAAGAACUGGACCGGGAGAAUCAUAUUAUAAUCACUGAUUCUAUGAAAGCAGCUUAUUGCGCGGUUGCUGUGGAAUGCACCGUGAAGUACCUGUGGGGAAACCAACAUAAGAGCCGCAGCCAAGGGAAGUAUGUGGAGGCGGUGAAAAGGAUUUGGAGAGAUAGAAUUCAGAAUUUGGAGAUGGCAAAGAAGAGCGACUUAGUUACCGAUGAGUUGAGGAAGUCUAGACAGAAAAUGGAGGCGGUGCUUUUGGAUUCCCAUAGGUACAAGUCGCUGAAGGAGCUUAAUACACGAAAUGUUGCUUUGCUUUUAACUGGAGAUUAUAUACAUGAGGCAAUGGCCUUAAUGGGACCUUCUUUUCUUGAAUUGGUUGCCAGAACUGAGAGGGAAGCUAAAGAAAAGGAAGUGAGGGUUCAGAAGGAAAACAAAGAAAAUGAGUUUAUGGCUGAGGGCGAGAUGGCUCAAAGGGAAAAAGAAGAAAUGGAAGUUGGGGCUGAGAGAGAGAAUAAAGAGAAGGAAUUGAGGGCUGAGAUGGCAAAAGAAAAGGAUUUGAGAGCUGAAAGGAAGAAGAAAGAUAAUGAAGUACGGGAAGGAAUGACUGCGAUGGAAGAGAGACAUAAGGAAUUGAUGGAAGCAAGUACCGAAAUAAGGGAGAAAGAAAAGGAAGGCUGCAGCGCACAAGUAGUUGACUGCAGCUCUGAUGCAGUUCCUGAAUUCGAUGCAGAUGGUCUUGCCGGGCAGGAAAUUCCAGCAUUGGCUAACUCAAGUAGCACGCUGAGCAUUGCUGAUAAGCUAGAAAUUCAGAGGAAGAUGGCGCUCCAAAAGCAUAAACAUAUUGCUGUACGCCGGCGCAACAAAGGACAAGCUCGGAUUACUGAUUCCGACGAACUGGACUUGGAGGUUGCUUCUAGCAAAUUUGAUACUCUGUCUACUCCUGAAGUGAAGCGAACACAGGAAAUGCUUAAUUCUAGCUUUUCAGAAUUGCAAGCAGCAGUGGACGACCCUCUCCCCAAUGCUUUACAUGUAGCUGAUACUGUAAUUGCUGAAAUAGAGAGAAAAAACCCAACCAAGGAGGCUUUGGUAGAAACGCAAAAGGGUAAAGAUGUAGACGCAUCCAAUCCAUCUACAAAUGCUGUAACAACUGAAAUGUCAAGUCGAAAUGUUAUAGAUGUAGAUGCAUGCAAUCCGUCUACAAAUGCUGUAACAACUGAAAUGGCAAGUCAAAAUGUUAUAGAUGUAGAUGCAUCCAAUCUGUCUGCAAAUGCUGUAACAACUGAAAUGGCAAGUCGAAUGACGAGUAAUGAGCCACUGGUAGAAAACCUCAAGUUGAAAGACAUACAUAGACAUGAGAAGGAUGCUACAAAACCUAGCUUAAUGGAUCGCAACAAUACUGCUCAUACCUAUGAGUGGAAUGAUUCAAUUGAUGACUCGUCAGAAGGAAGAAUCAAUCGCUCUAUCCGCUUAGACAGCCCAAAGAGAAAAGAUGUGUCUCCAUUGAGAAAGUAUGAGAUCCAGCAUUUUGCUAAAAGAAGGAUAAAGAGAAGGUGGAGUGUGGAGGAGGAAGAUGCCUUGAGAGAGGGUGUACAGAAGUAUGGUAGAGGGAAUUGGAAAGUGAUAUUGAGCUCCAAACGUGACAUAUUUGUGGGGAGAACAGAGGUUGAUCUGAAAGAUAAAUGGAGAAACAUGAUGAGAUGAUGGAAUGUGGAUAAUGGAGUAUAUAAACCCUGUACAGCUUUUGGUCAUCUUCUCACCCAUAGUUGCAGCCUGCAUGUAUAUAGAUGUAUGCUUUUGAAUGUCCACGUAUGGUCUUGGGUAUGUGAAAUUACAUGUCAAUGAAACGCAUGGACUCCAUAUUAAAUCACUAACUGUAGUUUAUGUUAGAUUGGUAUGUGAGGAGAAGAAACUGAUGUUCUUUUUGUAAGCUUACAUGGAUUGUAUGACAAAUGUAAAAAGUAAAUUAUUUUGACAAUGAUUAGGUGCUGGAUCGCACCUUCUAUUCA
Ricinus communis (castor bean) is the source of this 2219-nucleotide messenger RNA. RefSeq lists its product as uncharacterized. The transcript is spliced from 5 exons. The record is from RefSeq and is a predicted model, not a curated record. The coding region runs from base 1 to 1914 and encodes 637 amino acids. NCBI's taxonomy places the organism in Eukaryota, Viridiplantae, Streptophyta, Magnoliopsida, Malpighiales, Euphorbiaceae.